AUGCAGUCUACGCAGUCGGAGGACUUGCACGUCCAGAUCGUCCAUUCUGGACCCACAAGAUGUAUCCAUGCUCCCAAGUCGGCAAACGUCGACCGACUAUUUACAGGUGGUGAUGACUUUCUCGUUCGCAUUCUGCCAACAUUGCCGCUUCCCGGUGUCGAGCCUCAUCUUAUUGAAGACGCCACCGAGCCCGUGACUUGCCUCGACACCGACAGCCGCUACCUUGUGACCGCCUCCGAGGACGGAUCAGUUCGCCUCUACCGACACCACCCGACAGAUGCCGAAGGCCACCCUGUGUCUAUCACUACUCUGCAAUCUCUCUUGCGCCGCGAAGACUUGCCAUUACGAUGCGUAGCGUUGGAACGCUCAGUAAAUAGUGGCAAGUCACCCAGAGUCGCUGUUUGCUCCGAUGAAAUGAUCAUCAAGAUUAUCGAUGUCGGAGAUCCCAGACGCAUUCAGCUUCUCGAUGGCCACAACAGGGGUCUUCGAUGGGCGUCUUGGAGUCCUGUCGCGCCUCUGCUCGUCAGUUGCUCCACUGACGGUGUUGCACGAGUUACCGACCUGAGCGAUGUCGAGCCCAAGUUUGUCAAGUCGAUCGAAGGCAUCUUGCCGAUCACACGAGCCGAGAGCGAUGAGGCAUCUUGCGCUUGUUGGCAUCCAUCGGGAACCUACCUUGUCAUGCCCUCUAAGGCUCACGAAUUGGUGAUUGUCAGUGCUGCCAACGAUUCAUCGGCUUGGACAAGGACCGGCAGCUUCUACGCCAGCGCAUCGGGACCAGUACCUGCACCCAGCGGUAACAUCACAGCGCUUGCUUUCUCUCCAAACGGCCGCUACCUCGCUUCGGCCACAAUGAACGGUCAAGUAACUGUGUGGGAUGCCGACAGCCGGCAAGCCAUCCGUUACAAGCUCGCCGAUGCCCUCGUCAACGCCAUCAGCUGGCACCCCACCAAGGACGCUCUCGCAUGGACCGACAACGAGGGCACUCUCGCGCGAUGGUCUGAUGUGGUAGGCCCAACUCGCCCGAACCCGUUCGAGGAGGUCACCUUUGAUGUAUCUAAAGCGGCUCGUGGAUCUCGUGGCCAGAUUGAAAACAUCUUUGCCGGCACAGGCUUGUCUGAUGACGAAGAGGACGACGUAGCACCCGGAUCCAACCGCGGCGACGCUGACGAUCUUGACGACUUUGUCGUCGAUGAUGAGUCGCAUUCCCGCAGACAUGGCCGCCAAGGGAGCUCCUCGAGGACCUACCCCCGAGGUGGUUCCGGUAUCCAUGCCGCUGGCGGGAGCGGGAUGAUGAUUGCUGCCACCCGACCGCAGCCUGCUUUCCAGCCCACCUCGACGCCAAUGCGUGGCCAGCGCCGAUACCUAGCCUACAACCUCCUAGGCUCAGUAGUUGCUGUAGAGCAAGAAUCACAUCAGACCAUCUCGUUCGAAUCCUUCGACACAUCAGCUCGUCGUAACUUCCGUUUCUCCGACAUGAACAGCAUCAGCAUGGCGUCCCUCGCCAAGCAAGGUAUCCUCUUCGCUGCCAAACAGGUUGGUGAGCAAUCCAGCAGCGUCUUCUUCAAGCCUUUCGUCGCAGCAAGCAACAAUUUAUCCUCAGAGUGGACCUUCAACCUAGAUCAAGGAGAAGAUGUCGAGGCGGUUGGUUUGGGAGGAAGUGGCUUGCGUGUGGUCUCGGAGGAUGGAUGGGAGGACCAGGACGUCGGCAGGUCCGGAGUUGGCAUUGCCGUGGUAGCCACCUCAAAGGGAUACCUGCGUUUCCUUUCGGCUAGCGGCAUGCAGCUCUACUUGUGGGCUCUCGGGCACCCCGUCGUCACACUCGCAGUUGGAGCCAAGACUCUUCUCGUCAUCCACCGCAAGACAGGUCUUCCGUCCGGAGGCUACCAGGACCUCGGUUACAAGGUGGUUGACUUGGCUAACUUUGAUGUGAUUCAGGACGAUGUACUCCCACUCUCCAAGGAUGCACACAUCCGAUGGGCCGGAUUCAACGAUCAACAUCAGCCAGCUUUCUACGACACAAACGGGACCCUCUUCGUACUGGACCGAGCGCACCGAUCGCGUCAAGGUAGAUGGAUUCCCAGUCUCGACACCAAGCGCAUCCGUGACAGUGCUUCCGCUGAUGCUACCGAGGCCGCAGUCCGUGCUGCUUCCACCCUCGGCUACUGGCCUAUUGCCCUAAAAUCUUCAAAGCUGAUGGUGUUGUUGCUGAAAGGUGGUCGCACUCAUCCCGAAGUCGAUGGCACACGCCACAUGAUCCAAGAACUCGAGCUUCAAAUCCCUCUCAUUCACCGUGAGGGCGGCACUGGACCUCUUGAAGAGAAGAGCCUGCGCGACAGUUUGCUCGCCAUGACUGCUCGCGACGUCAAGAAUGCCGGUAUUGACCUCAGCGAAGACGACCCUCAGCUCGACGCAGGCUUGCUCGAGAUCAACUCGGACAAGGCCCUUCUUCAACUUAUCCAACUUGCGUGCAAAGCUGACAAGCACGGCCGUGCGCUCGAUGCUGCGCGUGCUUUGCACUCGACCAAGACGUUGGAAGCUGCACUCAAGAUCGCAGCGUUCUUCCAUCUUUCGAGCUUGGCAGAGCGCAUGGUGGCAUUGAAAGAGGGUUUGGAGGGACGACCAGAGCGAGUUGAGGAAGAGAGUCGAAGAUGGUGUGACCCAUCCGUGCGUGGUGGGCCGAGCUACUCGAACCCGGCGCUGAUCGAUAUCAUGACACGGGCGAGUGACCGUGGUCAUGAUGGCGCUUCUAUCCGUAAACGUGCUUCCGCAGCCUUGGGCGAAGACUUCUUGCCAUUCUCGUCCCGCUCUGCAUCCGCUGUCUUGCGUGGACACUCAGCUGCAUCUGAUCGAUACGACACUCUCCCAUCUGCGCCUUCUUCGUCUUCGAUCAACGGUGCCUACAACGGAUCCACAGGAUCCCUUUGUGCUCCUUCGGCCAACGAGGAUGACUCGUACAGCAUGGUUCUAGACGACCGAGACCCGUCCGGCAUCGGCAAGGAGAACCUCUACCAGCGUAGCUCUGAGAAGCGCAAAUCGCGCGAAGACUUCUCUGAGCCCCCCGCUCGAACCCUCGUGAUGCCCAAAGCAGCCAAGUCACUCAACCCCUUCGCUCGCACCUCAUCCAACGUCACCCACGCGAACAAGGACAAGCAGAUGCACAAGUCAACCUCCUUCUUUGAGCGCAUCGAACCAUAUGAAAAGGAGUCUCUCAAUAUGAAUGGUCCGUCAAAACAAAGCUUACUCACAGGCUUCGUGCGUAAGGACCAGGCUGCAAGGUCGGCAGACUUCGGCGAGACACAGUAUCAGGAUGGAGAGGACGAGGCAGCGAGGGAGGAAUCUCUGCAGUUGACGCUAGAGCGCGCUGCUAGGGCAAAUGCGCGAGCGGCAGAUCCAAUCAAUGGCGAUGCGCUGCCCGAAACGAUGAGGCCUGAUGCGGCUGAGACGAUGGACUCAAUAGAUAUGGAGUCUUCGGUUGUGCCGAAUGCUACUAUACACGUGUGA
Ustilago hordei is the source of this 3501-nucleotide messenger RNA. RefSeq lists its product as uncharacterized. Gene Ontology annotation, biological process: DNA repair; DNA-templated DNA replication; mitotic cell cycle. The record is from RefSeq and is a predicted model, not a curated record. Gene Ontology annotation, cellular component: nuclear replication fork. Gene Ontology annotation, molecular function: protein binding; chromatin binding. Lineage: Eukaryota; Fungi; Basidiomycota; Ustilaginomycetes; Ustilaginales; Ustilaginaceae. The transcript is spliced from 2 exons. The coding region runs from base 1 to 3501 and encodes 1166 amino acids.